Molecule: messenger RNA, 1995 nt
Organism: Talaromyces atroroseus
Lineage: Eukaryota; Fungi; Ascomycota; Eurotiomycetes; Eurotiales; Trichocomaceae
Exons: 3
Coding region: 1-1995 (664 amino acids)
Source: RefSeq, a predicted model, not a curated record
AUGCGUCGAGAUGCCAAAGCCAUCACCCAGCUGAUUGUCGACAAGAAUAUCGAGUACACCAAAGCAACUCCAUCUGAGUACAAUAGUUGGCUGUGGGUCGGUACCACCACUCUCCGAGAAGCUAGGAAUUGGAAAGUUGCAGGUGUGGGAGGCGAAGUCAUUUCACGAUCGCUGCUUGAUGCUCUAAAAUCAUUGGAACUUGCCCAACUUCGCGUGUUCAGUGACUACGGUCCAGCUGAGGCAACAUUGUCUAGUUAUCGAAUUGAGCUGGACUACAAGUCUGAUUCUGUAACAGAGCGAGUACUACUGGGGCUUCAUUUGCCUAUUGUUUCUACUUAUAUUGUGGACCAAAAUCGGCAGCUUGUACCUCUUGGCUGGCUAGGCGAAAUCCUAAUUGGAGGUCCCGGUAUCAGCUCGGGAUACUUCAAACAACCUGAUUUGACUGCUGAGAAGUUUAUCCCGGACCAAUUUGCAAGCAUCAAUCAUGCCGAACACGGCUGGACGACCGUGUUCUGCUCUGGAGAUAGAGGUAGAGUGUGUGAGGAUGGCUCCCUUCUGUUCGAUGGUCGGAUUUCAGAAAGAACCCAGGUAAAAUUGCGUGGAUUUAGAGUUGAGCUAUCGGAUAUCGAACAAUCAAUAUUAGACGGUGCAGAUGGGCUUGUCACUUCGGCAGUCAUUACGGUUCGCGGGCAGCUUGACCUCAAAUUCCUGGUUGGUCACUUAAUAUUCACGCCAGGCAUAUCGGCUGAAAAACGCGAGUCGCUGCUACGUUUGCUACCACGCCAACUUCCGGUGCCAUCAUAUAUGUGUCCAGCUAUGCUCUUUGCGCUUGAAGAGAUGCCCAUGACAAGCCAUGAUGGGCAUAUGGAGGCCAUCUGGACACUUUGGUGCAGCGUGCUACCGCGGGAGGCAACCAUGUCGAUCAGGCCCGAGAAAGAGACUGAUUUUAUUUCUGCUGGCGAUCCAAUCGACUGGGAGAGCGAGAGCCGACUAAAUACUGAUUUAAUCAAUGUUAUCGAGCAAACUGGCACGAGAGCAUCCAAUGAGAAUGGUGGUGUUCAUGUGCUGGUCACCGGUGCUUCGGGAUUCAUCAGCCGCCACGUCUUGAAGCAACUCAACGAUAUGGAAGAAAUAUCCCGCAUUUCCUGCGUUGCAGUCCGCCAAAAAUCGUUCAAUUUGCUGCUCUCAGAGUCACUUUCGAAAGUUGAGGUCUAUAAAGGUGACCUGACUAGCCCUUCCCUAGGCCUUUCUGCCGAGCAUUUCAAGACUCUUGGUCAACAGGCGGAUGUCAUCUUGCACCGUGGAAGCGAUCGAUCGUUCUGGAACCCCUAUCGCUUACUUAGAUCAACAAAUGAAGGCUCAACAAAAGAACUACUGCGUCUAGCAGCACUCAGAAAGACACCGGUCAUCUUCAUCUCUUCCGGGGCUGUCGAGAAUAUCCACUCUGUUUCAGACCUUUCUCAGGCCGACGUCACUGGGUAUCUCGCUAGCAAAUAUAUCAAUGAGAUACUGUUGAAAGAGGCUCAGAAAACACUUCAAGUUCCAGUGACGAUUAUUCGCAUGCUUGAUGGGGCUACAAAGAAUGAUAAUGCAGGACACAAUCCCGUCAGCCGUUCUGAAGUUACUGAUGCAAUUUGCCGCAUGGGUACAAAGCUAGGCAAGCGAUUUCAACAUGAGGAUCUUUCCGGGUCCUCGAUGUCCUUUGCCCGCGUCGCAGAUUUGUCGAACUUUAUCUGCAGCGAGGUCCAACGGCUGCACAGAGAGAACCAUGGCAGCGGUGAAAUUCGCUACCACUACCAUGCCAAUUCAGCAUGUCUCAAUGGAGAGGGUUGGUGCACGCUGUUCGGGUUCGAGGGCUCUGCUCUUUAUCAGGAAUGGCGGAAACUACCCGUAAUUCCCGUCACGACAUGGUUUGGCGAAGCAAAGAAGCACGGCUUUGAGUACCUAAUCUCAUCACAGGUCAUCAAGCUUAACGAUAUUGUCUCUCAGAGAUAG